UUGACGAACUACUACAGAAAUUAUUUAUUAUGCAACUAUGCAUCUUUUUCAUAAUUCAACGAUUGCUAUCCCCUCAGAAAUAGUUUACAUCAACUUAUAUCUUCAUAGAACACAGCAAAAAGGAUACACGAAUUAGUUUACCGUCGAAUAUGUUCCAAACAUGUACGAUAUGAUUAGUUUGAAGAUGCAUAUUCUAACAUGUAUCUAGAGUCUGCGAAAGACACGAGGGUAACAUGGCCGUCAGUUCUCGACGCGUACGGAACCAGUUCCAGGAUGAAACCGGUUUGGAACUAGUUUCCAUUGGUUUUUCGGCCCCCUGCGAGACCGUGCCACGACCGAGAUUGGCACUCGUGCCGGACUUCUCUCGGAGAUUGGAACGGAGGUUACGUUACGAGGGCACGCUAAUAUGGCAGAUAUUACAGAACAGAAAGGGGGAAAGGUCGACGCUCAAAUGGAAAUCAAGGUGGAACCGACGAUGCAGUGUUACGUCGAAGAGGAACAUGAGAACGGUUUCCCUGCUUUCGACAGUAACGGGGCAAUACCUUCCAGUGCCGACGUUGGCGCUUUGAAUCUGUGGACCAGCAAGGCAACUACGUGUCUCAUCAGCCAGUACAAAAAAUAUCGAUCGAUGGUAGGGCAAUCAACGCAGAUCCGUAGUUUGCGCGAAAUGUUUGAGAUGAUAUCUCUCGAAAUGCAAAAUUACGGAUUUUACUUCAGCCCGCAGAAGUGCGAGAACAAGUGGCGCGUACUGGAACGUAAGUACAAGAACCUCGUGUUUCGGGAACGUUUGAAGAAGCCGGGCAGAAUGAGACAUUACGGCCACUGGGAGCACAAAAGAGCGCUAGACGAAAUCUUCAACGAGAAAAAGAGACAUAUGUAUUUGGAAGAGAGCGAUUUACCGCUAGCAACCGGCUCGGCAAAGUACACGUUCAUAUUACCGAAACCGUCGUCGACAGAAGAGCAGAGCACCACGACCGAUCGUCAACAACACGAAGACCCUCUGGCGGCGCCGACGCCGAACUCCUCGACGAACAACAAAACGGAGGAGUUGGAUCAAACGGGAGCCUUGAACGUGCUCUUUGAGAAGUUCUUCGACGAGAUGUCGAAAAACUUGGCGAUCGCGGAGAAGAACAAGGAGAAGAGGCACAAAGAAGAGAUGGCGAUGAGGCAGAACGAAUUAGAGAUCCAGAAGAGUAUUCUGAAGUUAAAGGAACAGAAGCUUGAACUGCAAAGAUGUCAAAUUAUCGCUGCAGCUCAACACUUGCAUCUAAACAUGUAGCGAAGGAACUCUGUUAUUAAGAGCGAUGUGAACUUAAUGCUUGAUGUAGAUUUAAGAUCAAUUUAUGUAAAUGUAAAUAAAUUUAUUAUUCUCCGUAUGUGAUGAAAGUUUUGUGCGAGAUUUGUAUGAUGUAAAGAUGUAACAUA
Messenger RNA from Hylaeus volcanicus, 1425 nucleotides. RefSeq lists its product as uncharacterized. NCBI's taxonomy places the organism in Eukaryota, Metazoa, Arthropoda, Insecta, Hymenoptera, Colletidae. The transcript is spliced from 2 exons. Bases 407 to 1279 code for a protein of 290 amino acids. The record is from RefSeq and is a predicted model, not a curated record.